GAGCUAAUAAAUGCAUACCUGAUUGGUGGCGCGCUAAAAGCGAGAGGUGAUAUUUUGGAGGCAUGGCUGAAAGUGUGGCUCUGGCUGGUCAUGAUGAAUCAGAGCAACAGAGUUCAGAAGCUACUGAAUGGUGCAGAAGGAAAAUCCAGUGGGGCUCCAGGCCAUGUCAGGUAGCAGCUGUGCGGCCUAUGACAAGAAACGAGAACCCAGAACCAAGUGGGCUACAUGCUGCUCGUUCACCUUCACCAGCCCACUCAUCCAGUCACAUGAACUGGUCGUCUACAGGUUCCCCACAAACGGCCUUUGCAGGUUUCAGGCAUUUGGACCGUUUGCAGCAGCACCCGUUCUCCUUUGAUGAACGUGACUCCUUACAAAGAGUUGCCCGUGAAAGAAGGCUAGAGCGGCUGAGGGAAGAAAGGGUGCAGAUAAUGGAUUCAAGAUUCCAAGCUAACCCAGUGAGAAGGUACAAGCCACUGGUGCUAAAGCAGAGCACACGUCCUCUGACAGUUCCUCGAUCACCGUUCUCUCGUGUGAGGCAUACAAAUACGUAGUAUUUAUUUAAAGUAAAAAAAUUGUGCUUUAAUUAUUGUGAAUUUUUAUUUUAUUAUGUAUUUUGUGUAAUAAAAGAGUCUAUGAGCGACCUA
This is a messenger RNA of Astyanax mexicanus (Mexican tetra), 644 nucleotides long. RefSeq names its product siaz-interacting nuclear protein. The transcript has 5 exons. The record is from RefSeq and is a predicted model, not a curated record. The coding region runs from base 63 to 551 and encodes 162 amino acids. Lineage: Eukaryota; Metazoa; Chordata; Actinopteri; Characiformes; Acestrorhamphidae.